CAGUUUAACAAAUGGCGGCACAGUGUGUGACAAAGGUGGAGCUGACGAUUGCCUGCACCAGUCUCUUGGAUAAAGAUGUUGGUUCCAAGUCAGACCCACUGUGUGUGCUUCUCCAGAACACGAGUGGUCAGCAGUGGUAUGAGGUUGAUCGCACAGAAAGAGUUAAGAAUUCCUUGAACCCAAAGUUUGCCAAGAAAUUUCUAAUUGAUUACUAUUUUGAGCUUGUUCAGAAACUUAAAUUUGGAAUAUAUGACAUCGAUAACAAGACCUUUGAUCUGAGUGAUGAUGACUUCUUAGGCGAAUUUGAAUGUACGCUGGGACAAAUAGUUUCUAGCAGGACUCUAACAAAACCAUUAGUACUCAAAAAUGGCAGACCUGCUGGGAAAGGAAGCAUUACGAUUACAGCAGAAGAAGUGAAGGAUAACAGGGUGGUUGUAUUGGAAAUAGAAGCAAGGAAGCUGGACAAUAAGGACUUCUUUGGAAAGUCCGAUCCUUAUCUGGAAUUCCACAAGCAGACUGGAGAUGGAAACUGGGUGAUGGUUCACAGAACAGAGGUUAUUAAAAACAACCUGAAUCCUGUUUGGAGGCCCUUUAAAAUCUCUCUCAAUUCCCUGUGUUACAGUGACAUGGAUAAGUCAAUCAAGGUUGAGUGCUAUGACUAUGAUAGUGAUGGGUCUCAUGAUCUCAUCGGAAGUUUUCAGACUACAAUGUCAAAACUGAAGGAAGCAUCUCGGUCCUCACCUGUUGAAUUUGAGUGCAUCAAUGAGAAGAAGAGACAGAAGAAAAAAACCUAUAAAAACUCUGGCAUUGUGAGUGUUAAGCACUGUGAGAUCAUAAUAGAAUGCACAUUCCUUGAUUACAUCAUGGGUGGGUGUCAGCUGAAUUUCACAGUGGGGAUAGAUUUUACAGGCUCCAAUGGAGACCCUCGCUCUCCAGACUCUUUGCAUUACCUCAGCCCUAAUGGAGUUAAUGAGUACCUAACAGCCAUUUGGUCUGUAGGUAUGGUCAUUCAGGACUAUGACACAGAUAAGAUGUUUCCAGCCUUUGGAUUUGGUGCACAAAUUCCUCCUUCCUUCCAGGUUUCACAUGAGUUCCCCAUAAAUUUUAACCCAUCAAACCCAUUCUGUAACGGGAUCCAAGGCAUUGUUGAUGCGUAUCGGGCUUGUCUUCCUCAAGUGAAGUUAUAUGGGCCAACAAAUUUUUCUCCAAUUAUAAAUCAUGUGGCAAGAUUUGCUGCUGCAGCUACACAACAGCAAACAGCAUCUCAAUACUUUAUACUUCUUAUCAUAACGGAUGGUGUGAUAACAGACCUAGAUCAGACUCGAACUGCCAUAGUUAAUGCUUCAAAAUUGCCCAUGUCCAUUAUCAUCGUUGGAGUUGGAGGAGCAGACUUCGAUGCUAUGGAGUUUCUUGAUGGUGACAACGGAGUUCUUAGGUCCUCAUCAGGAGAACCAGCUGUCAGAGACAUUGUCCAGUUUGUGCCGUUCAGGAAGUUCCAAAAUUCUCCAAAAGAAGCUCUGGCGCAGUGUGUCCUGGCAGAAGUCCCGCAGCAAGUGGUGAACUACUUCAGCACCUACAAACUGCAACCUCCUAGGAAUCCUGCUGCAGAGUGAAUGGGCUGAGCAGGGAAGCUGAGACUUUGGGCUUGCUUUACUUGCUAUAUCUACAGACUU
Molecule: messenger RNA, 1673 nt
Organism: Apaloderma vittatum (bar-tailed trogon)
Lineage: Eukaryota; Metazoa; Chordata; Aves; Trogoniformes; Trogonidae
Gene: CPNE3
Product: copine III
Exons: 15
Coding region: 12-1613 (533 amino acids)
Biological process (GO): cellular response to calcium ion; ERBB2 signaling pathway
Cellular component (GO): plasma membrane
Molecular function (GO): calcium-dependent phospholipid binding; receptor tyrosine kinase binding
Source: RefSeq, a predicted model, not a curated record